Prorocentrum cordatum is the source of this 666-nucleotide messenger RNA. The record is from the annotation of a GenBank genome assembly. NCBI's taxonomy places the organism in Eukaryota, Dinophyceae, Prorocentrales, Prorocentraceae.
AUGCGCGUAAUUCCUCGUGAUGUCGUCGACCUCCGAGGUGUCACCGAGAACUCCGACGGCAGCCGUCUCCGCUUCGCCGAUGAUCCGAACGUGGAGAUUACGACGAUUGCUACCAAUGACAUCGGCGCCACGGAUGCGCUGCAGAAGGAGAAGAUCAUGGUUACAUUUCUCAAGGCCAGUGACGACUUCAAGAAAGACUUCGUCGCGCCACAUUUGCGCCCAUCCACCCCGGAUCUGAAGUCGCUCCUACAGGGUGCUGCGUCCGGCUCCGACUUGUCGAUGGGCACGUUGUUGGGAUUGCUGCAGAACCAGCUUAACGUGUCUGGCAGCGCUUCGAGCCAGCCGCAGGCAGCCAAGAUGGAAUCGCCACGUCCGGCUUCAUCUGUGCUGGGGUUCGAAUUCAAGGCCCAGUUGGGGGACAACGAGGUCGGCGGGAAGGUUGUGAGCAUGGAGCUGCAGGGCACCAUCCCCAUGUAUAAGGUGAAGUGGGACAACGGGACGGAGACCCUCCUGACCCAGGAACAGCUCUUCCCGUACAUGGAGUCGGCCAAGAUAUCCCCCGAGAAGAAGCGGGCGAGACCGGAUGCGCCAGCAGCGCCGGCGGAUUUGGCUGCUUGGGAAGCUGCUGCGAAAAUGACGGUGGAUAGCCAUCCCACUAAGAAGUGA